CGCCCGCCUUGUCCCGGUAGUGUCAGUGUUGCGGCCUGUGUGGCGGGGAUGCUGGGGCUAUGCUGCUGGUCGUGUUGUUCUCCGCGCUGGCGGGCUGCCUGCUCACCGUGCUAGCGCAAUACUGGCUGCUGUCCCGUCGGCCCCCGCCGCCCCCGGUUCCCCGGGCCGUGCCACCCUCCCCUCCCAGCGCUGGCCCCGCCGAGUCCUGUCACUUCCUGAAUGCUAUCUUCCUGUUCGUGUUCCGGGAGCUGCGGGACACGACCCUGCUCCGCCGAUGGCUCCGCCGCAAGAUCCAGGUGGAGUUCGAGGAGCUUUUGUGCAGCCGCACGGCCGGCCGCCUGCUCGAGGGCCUGAGUCUCCGGGACAUGAGCUUGGGCGAACGGCUGCCGGUGCUGCGGAGCGUGCGGCCUGAACCCGGGUCGGCGGCGGCCGGAGGGGCCCCGGACGAGCUGGCCUUUGAGCUGGAGGUCGAGUACCCGGGCGGCCUGCAGCUGGCAGUAGACGUGGAGCUGGUGUUUGGGAAGUCCGCCCGGCUGUCGGUGCGCCUGGGCCGUGUACAGGGCCGCGUCCGCAUGCUCUUCAGUCGUCUUCCGUUCAAUCACUGGGCCGUGUGCUUCGCCGAGGAGCCGCUGCUGGAGCUGGACGUGCAGAGCGAGUUUGAGGGACGGCCCAUGCCCCAGCUCACCUCCAUUAUCGCCAACCAGCUAAAGAGGGUGAUCCGGAGGAAGCACACCCUGCCCAACUACAAGAUCAGGUACAAGCCGUUUUUUCCGAGUGACGCCCAGCCGUCCGGCGCUGAUCUCGACGAGCCGAGCCUGACUCUACAAGACAUGGGUCUGGCUGACGGCCGGCUGAAGGUCUCGCUUAUAGACUGCAGCAGGCUUCUGAUCUUCGGCUCGUACGAGCAGGAGACGCACAUUCACUGCACCCUGGAGAUCAGCGGCAGCCCCUGGAAGGAGAAAUCGAGAACAUCCAUCAAAACGGUGGAGUUGGUGAAAGGAACGUCCCAGAGCAUCGGCCUCAUCAUGGUGCAAGCGAGAGAUGGAGACACCGGCCACGUCUGCGUCGAGACCGUGACCCCCAACUCUCCCGCGGCGGCAGCCGACCUGAAGAAGGGAGACCGUCUCAUAGCGAUCGGAGGUGUGAAAGUUACUUCGUCUGUUCAAGCCUCCAAACUCAUCAAGCAAGCAGGGGACCGAGUUCUUGUGUUCUACGAGAGGCCCGCCGGUCAGAACCAGUGCGCUGGAGGCUUACAGGAGGGUUUUGGAGCCGCGGAAGACUCUGGGUUUUCAGCUGCAUCUUGUCAGCAGAACUUCGAAGACGACGCGGCCAGUCUGAUUGCGGAUCCGGAAAUCCGAGAGCUGGAUUCUGAGUUUGAGGACCUUGCUUGUGAGAUGAAGCCCCCCGGAGAACUGAAAGAGGAGCCGUUCCUUCCUGCGAAUCCGAGUCCCAAACGUGCCGCGGCUAAUCUUCCUGCGAAGCCUGUGGGGUCCGUGUCGCCGAGUCUGAGCCGUAAAAUGAACGUGUCCGGUUACCAAACCGCUCCAAAACCGCUGCCAAAGGCCGGUAAAACGGGUCCUCCUGAGAGUCGAGACACUGACCAGCAAAGCAGACCCUCGGCAAUGUCCAGCAACAGGCCGCCCGUGCCCCCGAGACCCCAAGUCAAGCUUACCUUAACUACCUGUGAGACUUCGAGUGCCGUGGAAGCCGCCGAGCCGGCCGUGGAUAAACCAGAAAGGCCCCCUCCGCCUGCCCUGAAUGGCGAGAAACAGUCGGGGAAACAUUUUGAACCCACGGAGGACGUCGGCCCCCAGAAACCCAGUUCCCUAAAGCAGGAUGCUGGGAAGGACAAGCUGCCGGAAAGCUCCACCGGGACCAAGGACGGUGUGGAUGAUCAGAACGCCUGGGAGUCUCCGGAGGUGCUCUAUAGGAACCGGCAGGGCCGCUGGACCCGGUCGUCCCGCGUCUUUGAGGUAGAAAGUCACCACAAGUAUCUGAACGUAGCGCUCUGGUGCAGAGACUCUUUCAAAACCGGGAGCCUUUGCUGCGUCGGGCACGUCAGUAUCCGGCUGGAGGACAUCGCGCUGGAAUGCCUCGCCACCUCGUCUCUGGAGCACGUCACCCGCUUCCGCCUGAACGCCCCGGAACCGAAAGCCGCCGUGACGAGGACCGCGCUGAGAACUCUGAGCAUGCAUAAGGGAUUUAAUGAGAAGUUCUGCUACGGCGACGUCACUUUGAACUUCAGAUACUUAAUGGACGGAGAGUCUGAGAACGCGAGCGUCCUGCUGGAGAAAGAGCGGGACCUCAGUUUCACGGAGGAUACGGCGGCUCUCCAGAAAGACGAGGCGCUGGCGGCUCCCGUGGUCUUUGCGGAAGCCAAACACAACUUCCAAGAUACGCAGUUCCAGAACUCGACCCUGUGCGAUCACUGCAAGAGGAAAGUGUGGACCAAGGCGGCCUCGCAGUGCAUGAUCUGCGGCUACGUCUGCCACAAGAAGUGUCAGGACAAGUGUCUGGCCGAAAACCCCUACUGCGUGGCUCUAGAAAAGCGAGCCGAUCUAGAAUCGAAAUCCUUGGGUAACAGAACGACCGGCAUCACCCGGCAUAUCAUCAACACCAGUUCCCGUCUCCUGAAUUUACGCCAGACCCCCAAAGCGCGUCCGCAGGAGCAGGGCAGCGAUCCGGUGGAGCCUUCCCCCAAGCACACCCCGAAUACCUCGGACAACGAGAGCAGCGACACCGAGACCGGGGGGGCCAGCAGUCCCUCCAAGAGAGCGUCGGGGGGCUCGGCGAAGCUCGUUCGGAAAGAGGGGGGGCUGGAUGACAGCGUCUUUAUAGCGGUUAAGGAAAUCGGGCGAGAUCUUUACAGGGGCCUGCCGACCGACGAGAGGAUCCAGAAGCUGGAGUUCAUGUUGGAUAAGCUCCAGAAUGAGAUCGAUCAAGAGCUGGAGCAUAACAACUCCCUGGUAAGAGAGGAAAAGGAUGUGUCGGACCCCCGGAGGAAAGCGCUGCUCACCGCCGCUCUUCUGAAAUCCGGCGAGCGGCUGCAAGCGCUUACUCUGCUAAUGAUUCACUACCGAGCUGGCAUCGAGGACAUCGAGUCUUUAGAAAACUCCUCGCUGGCCCAGCCGCGGAAAACCCCGAAAUACGACGAGGAGUCCGUAACCGCGUCCGACGCCGAUACCGGCCCCGACGGCGACCCGGUCCACGAAGAACCGGAACCCUUCGGGCUCACGAUGGAGGAAAAGCUUCCAGACUCGCCGGAGGCAGAUUAGUCUCCGCAGGCAAAGUACUGUGAAUGUGAGCGGGACCAGGUAACACCAAGGGUUAAUGAGCCCCAACUGGAGCCAGUAAGCCGCUUGCCAAGCAUACUGUGAAACGAGGGAUGACGCAACUCUCACAAUCCCCAGCCGCCACUGAGGGUCACGUGGAACUCCGG
Molecule: messenger RNA, 3439 nt
Organism: Spea bombifrons (plains spadefoot toad)
Lineage: Eukaryota; Metazoa; Chordata; Amphibia; Anura; Pelobatidae
Gene: PDZD8
Product: PDZ domain containing 8
Exons: 5
Coding region: 60-3275 (1071 amino acids)
Biological process (GO): mitochondrial calcium ion homeostasis
Cellular component (GO): mitochondria-associated endoplasmic reticulum membrane contact site
Molecular function (GO): protein binding; lipid binding
Source: RefSeq, a predicted model, not a curated record